AUGAUAGCUGUCGAAAGCCUCCACUCUCUUCUGGAAUCGAUCCGUAAGGCACGCCUACGAUCAUCAUUGGUAGAGACUGACAAUGACAGGCAAAACUGGAGAUGCACCUUGUGUUUGAGCGAUAGUGGAGCGCGCAAGAAUCUCAGCCUAUUUUCGGCACCGGCGUCAACCAGCCACUCUAUAGUGAGAGACAUAUUCAAGCCAAGAUAUGCUCAACCGGCUCCACGUACUGCGUCGUCAAAUCGUCUUCUCGAGAACAAGUCCGACACGCAUGCUGAACCUGAGCCUGCUCGACUUACUACAAAAGCCACCACUGCUGACAAACUUAUCAAACCUAAGAAGGCCCCUGGCCCCUCUCAACCGCUUGUACCAAAGCCGAUCAAGCGCACGGAGAUCUCCAACACACCAUCACAAGGCUCAAGUCAGACUGACAGCUCCAUACCUGAGAAAUCAUUCAGACACCUUCGCAGAGAUCAGAUCUCCCAACAAUCCCUCCAUACGCAAGAUGAUGAAAAUGCCUUGCCUCUGGACACCUCAGUUCACGUCGUAAUGUCGACUCCUUCGAUGACUCUUUGUUCGACUUGUCAAAAGCAGGGUGAUUUGGCCAAGUCUGCGGAGAUUGGUGUUCAGUGUUCUAGCUGUCGAAUCAGCACACGUUUCGCUGAGACAGGAAGGCUAGAGAUACCCGAGACUCCGGACAUAAACACUAUCCGUAAGCCCUCACUCUUGCCAUCGAGCUCGGCAAGUUCGAUUGCUCAUAUUGCAGCUCCGACCGUGGAUGAUCCUGUAUCGAGUAUGGCUUCUUCAGUACAAAACUCAGCCAGAUCAGAAGCCGAGCUUGACUUGCCAACGGUCGAGGCGAGCCCUUUGUCCUGGUUCGAUCCAGAACAAGUGAACAUCUUACCGGAAGUCAAGAAGGUUCGUGAUAACGAAUUGUCCUGUAAAUUUGCCGCAGACAUCCAAGCUACGGAUACCGCAUCCACAUCUCAUGAGACCUCUCUUGAGCAAAGCAAGGCCCUGGAAAUGCGUCCGAUUGCUGAUAUCAGUGAAAAGAAGACUACUCUAGAAGUGGAGCAGGUAUUGCAAGGGGAUCAAGUUUGCGACAACGAUCCAUUGCCACAAGUCGAUAUGCAACGUGAGAACUGUACUCCAUCUACUGAUAAUUCGAACCAUGAUGAACCCUCGAGGACCCAUGAGCCUGACACCGCCAAUGACACUUCACCCGGCAAAUCAGAUAUACUGGGAGACAGUGAACCUCGAAAGCCAGCAGCCAUUGUCGUUGGGCCUCUCGAAUUGAGCUUAGAUGUUAUACCCCAGCAACCUUGUGCUGAACGUACGACGGAUCGGGUUGUUCCUAUAUUAUCUGCAGAAGAACAAGCACCAACAGUCUUAGAGUCGAGAGGAACGACUGAAGGUGUCCCUGUCCCCCCAGUCCUAAGCGUCUCAGUGAGCCCGACUCCGGCAAGCACAGGUUCGCCGACACUUAACGAACGUCUCAACAAUCGCGAUUUGGCCAGGAUAGCACUGGUAUGUGCGAAGGGCACAGGUUUGACUGCCUUGCAGGUCAUCGACUGGUUGGCUUCAGAAUUUCCUCACUUGCAAAAGGGUCAGGGUGGUUGGGAGAAGACUAUCAAGUCUGUGCUUUCUCUUCUACCUGAAAUCCAUGGCGUGAGGUCUCCGCGCCAACCAGUUUUGUACAGCUUCGCCAGUGCAGCUCUUAGAGCAAAGUACGAGAAACAAUAUCGAGGCUACCUUCAACCAAUCCCAGUAUCAGGAUCUCAUGGUAGUAAAUAUAAGGCCAGAAAGAGCGUACGACAACAGCACGAAGCAGAUACUGUUAGCCAACAGCAGCAUGUCCAGAUUAGACCACCUGCUCAGACCGAGAGAACUGCUUCAAAAGCUAUCAAGAGUGCACCAAGUCGCCGAAAUGUUACGGCCCACGGCUCUACUCUACUACCUCUGGUUCUUGAGGGAACACUUUCCCACGACCCUGUGUCAGCGCCUGCGAUCGAGCCUGUUGAAAUCGACACGUCAGCAGCCAAUCUCGACGGCGAAAAGUCACCAUCAGCCCCGUCGGUCUUUGGACCCAGGGUUCAGAAUGCCGAAGCAGACAAAGUCAAGAUUACUUCAAAUUAUGACGACUUGUUUCACCCGUUCGAGCGCGCUGUUGCGUCUCGUCCGAAUAUUGCGCUUUCUGAUGAUUUAGAGACCAAACGUGGAACGAGCUUACGCAGUAUCUAUCCGCGCACUGUAACGCCUACAAUUGAGACCAUGACUGCAGAAGAAAAAGCUGCAAAGAUUGCAGAGAUCAAAACGAGGCCGAAACGGAAACAGUUCUUCGGCUCACUCUAUCGUCUGGCACACGUGCGAAGAUAUGGGCGGCAGGAUAUUCAUGACCAGAGUGACGGGGCAUGGAAGCCCAACUCCAUGACAGGGAGGUUGAUGGGUGAACAAGAUUCCGCUGCCAUGAAUGAAUGUGGUGAAAACCGAUCUUUGUUACAAGUCUUUAAUCUGCCGAGUAAUGCUAUCCCUAUGAACGACGGCAAGGAGCUGGCUUUCCGAGACGGGACAUUGGUGAAUGGCCGACUGCCUCGGCCGCGGCAAGUAUAUCGAGUUGGCAAAGCGUUUGGAAGCGAACUUACGAUCAGAUGA
This is a messenger RNA of Alternaria arborescens, 2652 nucleotides long. RefSeq lists its product as hypothetical. NCBI's taxonomy places the organism in Eukaryota, Fungi, Ascomycota, Dothideomycetes, Pleosporales, Pleosporaceae. Bases 1 to 2652 code for a protein of 883 amino acids. The transcript has a single exon. The record is from RefSeq and is a predicted model, not a curated record.